This is a messenger RNA of Chenopodium quinoa (quinoa), 879 nucleotides long. RefSeq lists its product as uncharacterized. The coding region runs from base 1 to 879 and encodes 292 amino acids. Gene Ontology annotation, molecular function: nucleic acid binding. NCBI's taxonomy places the organism in Eukaryota, Viridiplantae, Streptophyta, Magnoliopsida, Caryophyllales, Amaranthaceae. The record is from RefSeq and is a predicted model, not a curated record. The transcript is spliced from 5 exons.
AUGAGUACAACAUUUCACCCUGCCACAGAUGGACAAACUGAGAGAACUAUUCAAACCUUGGAAGAUAUGUUGAGAGCUUGUGUCAUAGACUUCCAAGGGGGAUUGGAAGAUAGCUUGGACUUAAUUGAAUUUUCUUACAAUAAUCGAUCCCAUGCGAGUAUUGAUACAGUUAAGCAGUUAAAAGAGAUUCAAGCUAAGAUUCAAGCAGCACAAGACCGUCAAAAGAGUUAUGCAGAUUUGAAGCGAAGAGAGGAAGAGUUUGAAGUUGGUGAUAAAGUGUUGUUGAAAGUGUCACCAAUGAAAGGUGUUAUGAGAUUUGGGAAGAAAGGAAAACUUAGCCCAAAGUAUAUACCUGAUAAGUCACAUGUGCUACAACCGGAAACAAUUGAGUUAGAUAAAAUUUUAAUUUACGAGGAAAGACUUGUCAAGAUCCUUGACAGUAAAGUGCGUAGUACACGCAACAAGGAAGCUAAGAUUGUUAAGGUGUUAUGGUCUAACCAAGAAUAUGAGGAAGCAACUCGGGAAGCUGAGGAUGAGAUGAGAAAGAAAUACCCUGAGUUGUUUGAGUGGGAGUUAAGAUCCUGUGUUAAGGAUUGUGGUGUGGUUAUUGUGGUAAGAGAGGUUACAGGUGCGGUUGUUGGGGGUUUGAACAAGAAGUUGGCCUUGGCUAAGGUGAAGUGUGUUCUUUGUUGGAGUAGUUCUGGUUUGGUUUCUGUUCCCUCAGAUGUAAAGAAUCUUGUGAUCAUUACUCUUGAUUCUUGUUAUCUGAAGCAGGCGCCCAAACUUUGUUUUGGGGUUUCUCGAGCCUCGAAGUUGUCAAAGCUUUCUUGCCAACAAGGAAAGCUAUUGAUUGGAAGGUCACUAGGUUGUAAACUCUGA